CAAAAGAACUGUACAAUAUAUUUUCAAGGAUCUACUAGACAAGAAAUUUCCAUCACGCAGGCCGAAUUUUUUGGAUGGAAUGCAACUCGAUGGAUAUAACGAAGAACUACAACUAGCAUUUGAAUUCCAUGGUCGGCAACACUAUAGUCUAAAUUUAAUGUUUCAUAGAAGAGGCCAGAUAGAUUUGGAUGAACAGAGAAUGCGUAAUCAGAAGAAGCAGGAUAUAUACAAGAAGCAAGGUAUAUGUCUUAUCGAAGUUCCUUAUACAGCUGAUCUCCUGUCCUAUAUCAGACAUACUUUAAUCGAAAAAGGGUUCUUGAAAGAGGCGAAGAAUUAA
Funneliformis geosporum is the source of this 337-nucleotide messenger RNA. NCBI's taxonomy places the organism in Eukaryota, Fungi, Glomeromycota, Glomeromycetes, Glomerales, Glomeraceae. The record is from the annotation of a GenBank genome assembly.